AUGAAGAAAACCACUGUUAGGAAGUCUCCUGGUAAAGUCCCUGCUGUUCAUUUGGAUAACAUCUCCUUCCAUCUUGAGGAUGGAGCUGCUAAGUGGAAGUUUGUGAUUCAGAGAAGGGUAGCUGUGGUAAGGGAGUUGGGAAAAGAUGUUGUUGAUGUCAAGGAGGUCAUGGACCUGAUAAAAGUUGUUGGGUUGUUGAAAACUGUUGUUGGGUUCUCUCCAUGCUCUGAAGGUUUAGUUAAGGAAUUUAUUGUUAACAUUCCUGAGGAUAUUGCUGAUAAGAACAACAAGGAGUUCUACAAGGUGUAUCUGAGGGGUAGAAAAAGUGGGGGUGCAGGAGAAUUAGAAGUUACAGACAAUCAAGUCUGCAGGGAGAUUACAACUAGGCAGGUGAAAGUUUGGCUUGUUAAAAAGCAUCUUCCUGCUGGGAAGUUGACUGUCAAGUAUGAUAUCCUGCAUAAAAUAGGAGCUGCCAACUGGGUCCCUACCAACCAUAUCUCUAACAUUUCUAAUACUCUUGGGAGGUUUAUUUUUGUUGUUGGAACAAAAGUGAAUUUUGAUUAUGUUAAGCUGCCAAUUGCCUUUCCCUAUAUGAUCUGUGGUCUUAUCUUGAAUCAACAUCCUGGUAUUAUGUGCUCUAAUGACUUACCUAGUAGAAGAAAGCCUGCUCUAUCUGUGCACUACAAAUUGUUUGAACGAAGUCAUGUCGAGGAUAUUGUCCUGACAUCUGUCAUGAAGAGGCCAACCUCAAAAUUUGGAACUAUUGCUGAGCUUAAGGAGACAUGCAAAGAGCUAGGUGAAGGGAUAAGGAUAGCCACAGCUAGAAAACAAUCGUUGGAAGCCUUGAUUGCAAGCUUAGAGCAGAUUGAGGGUGAAAAUAUUGAUCAUGCUAAUGACAACCAUGAAGAAGAAGCUGGAGCCCACACCUCUAGUGAGAGGUCUGCUAACCAUGAUGAUACAAGUGGCAAUUCUGAUUCUGGUGCUGAUGAAGCUGCAAGCUCAAGCUCUACUGAGUAG
This is a messenger RNA of Lathyrus oleraceus (garden pea), 1017 nucleotides long. RefSeq lists its product as uncharacterized. The transcript is spliced from 3 exons. Lineage: Eukaryota; Viridiplantae; Streptophyta; Magnoliopsida; Fabales; Fabaceae. The coding region runs from base 1 to 1017 and encodes 338 amino acids. The record is from RefSeq and is a predicted model, not a curated record.